CUCCCACCAAGAAUCAGCAUGGAAUGGUUUGGAUUGAAGGAUACCUUAAAGCUCAUCUUGUUCCACCUUCCACUAGUCCAGGCUGCUGCUGCAAGCCUUGUUGUUGAAGAUUUCCAGGAAUAGGGAUAACUAUUCCAAAAGCAGAGGUUGAUGCUGGGAGGCCAGGGACAGCCCUUCUGGGGUGUGUUGGUAGCACCACACAUGUGCUCAGGCUCUCAAAACCCCUAUCAGUGCUUUUAGGUGGCACCUCUCCAAGCAGGCGUGCCCAGCAGGGCCAAGUAAUUAACAGCUUUUCACCUACUCCCUGCUUUUUUACAGCUUGUGGAUCAUUAAGCCUCCAGUUUGGCAGCUGCCCAGGUUUAAUUGGUUUCCAUCUAAACUCUUCACUCCCUUUCUGUGAUUCUCCUGUUGGACUGGUGGGACUCGGAUCAGCCUCGCUGCAGCUUAGGGAGUCCACAGACAAUUGAGUUCUGGGGUUUUUAAAGGUAUAAACAUUGUGGUUGAGCAAAUGAGAUGGGGAGUGUUCUGAGAAGCACAACAGAGGCAGAAAUCCUUUUUUGGGGCAGGACUGGGGCUCCUUUAUCAACCUCAGUGCUUUCUCCUGUUCAUCACAGCCUCAGUUUUACAUGGUGUUUAUGAAGUGGAGAUGGGGAGUUGAGUCUUUACCAUCUCCAAAAACUUCUCCCCUCUAGAUUCUAGCAGGACCCACUGUUCUGGGCUGUGGGGUGGCUGGGAUGAGGGGUCUGGUGGCACUUGGUGUGGGGGGCAAACAGCCCAGGCUCGGGUAGUGUUGGGAGCUGCAGCACAGAGGGCUCAGGUACCAGCCUGGUGUGAGACUCAAACCUGCCUCCCUCGCUUGGCAGAGGCCCUGCUGCUCUCACGUGGAGCUGUGGGGGGAGCUUGUUCUGGAAGCUCCUGCAGAGAUGGGGGGGUCAAUAAGCUGCUGCAGAGGUGUGAGGUGGGUCUUUUGCAGGGGUGGAGGGGUCAGGAAGCUGCUGCCUUCUCUGUGAGCAUGCAGGAGAUGCUGUGCUGCUGCUGUGACAUCUCAGCUGGAUGUGCCCCAGAUGGGAUCGUGCCCAAGCAGUGCUGGUUGGUCAGUAAAGCUACAAUGAGUAUUUAGUCCCGUCCUCAUGUAGCUGUAUGGGUUCUGUCAGAGAGAGGGGAGGAGCAGGAGCCCCUCUGCUCUGUAGCCAGGCUGGCAGAGCUGGGGAUGUCACCUGGAAGAAUCUCCAGGGAGACCUCAGAGCCCCUUCCAGUGCCCAAAGGGACUCCAGGAGAGCUGGAGAGGGACUUUGGACAAGGGCCUGGAGGGACAGGACAAGGGGGAAUGGCUUUCCACUCCACAGGGCAGAGUUAGAUGGGAUAUUGGGAAGGAAUUCUUGGCUGUGAGGAUGGAGAAGCCCUGGGCCCAAGAAGCUGUGGCUGCCCCUGGAUCCCUGGAAGUGUACAGGGCCAGGCUGGACAGGGCUUUGAGCAAUCUGGGAUAGUGGAAGAUGUGCUUGCCCAUGGCAGAGAGUAGAAUAGGAUGGUUCUUAACCUUUCAACCCAAAACAGCUGGUGGUUCUAUGAGAUAGUGACAUUUCACAUGUGAUGGACCCCAGAGAGCCCAGUUCUACUGGAGGUCUGGUCAAAGCCAGGAGAAAAUGCUGGAUUUGGUUUUGCAGGGCCAUGGAAAGAUGUAGGUUAGAAGGGACCAGCAGAAGCCUUAACUGCAACCUCCUGCUUUAGGCAGGGUUCCAAAGGUCAGGUUGAUCAGAGCAUUUGGUGUCCACUCAGGUACAGGAACCCCCUGAGGAUGGAGGUCCCAUCACUGUGGAUCUUGUCACAGCAUUGUGCCACACAACCCUUGAAAGGGUUGUUUCAUCACUGAAAGGAUGGUCGGGCCCUGGCACAGCUGCCCAGUGCAGUGGUGGAGUCACCACCCCUGGGGGUGUUCAGAAGACCUGUGGGAUGUGGCAGGUGGAGACGUGGUGAUCGUGGCAGUGCUGGGGGAGUGGUUUGGAAUGGAUGAUCUUGUGACCUGGGAGGGCUUUUCCAACACUAAUGGUUCUAUGAAUCCCUGAUUGUCUGCUAGGGACAAGCCCCUGUGCCUGGUGUCUUGUGUCCUUUUGCCAGGCAGGGCCAUGUCUCCACAACCUUUCUAUAGACAGUGGAAAACUAAAGUUCAGCCUCCCCACGUCCACUUUUCUCCUGCCUAGUGGGUCUCUGCUGAGCUCCCAGCCCCAAAAAUCCCUGGACAGGGACCAUGCCCUGAGGGUUUACCCUGGAUUCUACACACCUGCUGACCCUGCACUGGUCCCUCAGAGUGGCUUAGGGAGUGACAGAGACCACCAUGGGGACACCAGGAUAGGAUCACGGGGGCUGCACAUCCUGACAGAGGCAUGAGGGGGGCUGGCAGAGGUGGUGGGACAUGGCCCAGGAGAAGCAGGGUGGAACUAGAGGUGCUUUUUGGGCACCUCCUGCCCGAGCUGCAGUGGGACAGCUCUGACCAUGCUACCCUCUGCUGGUCAGCAAGCACGGCAGGGCCCAGCCGUGUCUGCUCACCUGUGCCCAGGUGUUGUCCAGCUCCCCCACGAGGCAGCAGAGCUGCCCUGUGCCCAGCAGCUCCUGCCCUUGGGGGCUGCAGCCUGGGAAAGGGGCUAUGGCACCCAAACCUGCCCUGAAGGGACAAACCAGGGAUUGGAUUGUGCCCAAGCACCCUGGAGCCUCGAGGUGAUGGCACCACUUGAGGGGUCAGACUGAAGCCCCCAAGCCCCACGGCCAGCAGAGCUGUGAGAGGGGAUGUCACCCUGUCACCCAGCUCUGUGGGGAUGUCACCUCGGGGCAGGACUGAGCCCGGAGCCCCAUCACCUGCCCUGAGGGUCCCGUGUGGAUGGGAUGAGCCGUGGGCAGCCCACGGAGCAGAGCCCUUGGCUCACCCACAGCCUGGCACAGCGAGUCCUGCAGGGUUUGCUGCAGGGCAGGAGGUGCCAUGUCCCCCCUGGGCAGCCUGGCAGGGUGAGAGCCCUGCCCCUGCUGUGUCUGGGAAUGGACAGCUGAGAAGACAGGAGUGGAGAAGGAUGUUCACAAAGCUCCUUCACACCCAGGGCUGCAGGACCAGCUCCUUCCCUUGGUGGCUGGUGCCUGGAGAAGCAGUGACUGCGGUGAGCAGAGGGGCGGGGGUCUCAGGCAGGGGUUGGCAGCCCUUGGCUCUCCCCCGGGCUGUGAGGAUGGAGCUGGAUGGUGAUCCAGAACUGCCCACGGACAUCCCAGCUUACCAGAACAGUGACAGUCGCAAAACUGCUCCCCCCGAGCUCCCAGGGCUCGGCAUCCCUGGAGCUGAGCGUUACCCGUGCGUGGGAAAGCAGCCUUGCUAAGGGAACCCACACUGCUCUGCUCUGCUCUGGUCUGCUCUGCUCCGCUCUGCUCUGCCGGGGGAACCCACACUGCUCUGCUCCUUCCCAAGCGCUGGGAUGAUCAGGGUGACCUCCGGGGCCGCCUGACGUCAGGAGCCUGGGUCUCCUGGGACACCCAGGAUCUCUGCCAGCGUGGCGAGGUUGGCCUCAGGGAGCAGGAACCAGUUCCUGGCUCCGCCAGCCGCCCUGCCCUCUUAAUGAGGGAUAAUGAGGUGCAUCUCAUCAGCGCUGCAGACUUGCCCGCUGGCCACGGCGGCUGCCGGCAAAGCCCCCGGCAGGGACCGGCACUGAUGGAGGGGCUGGGGCCGGACAGGACUCCAGCCGGGGGCUCUGCGGGCAUGGGUCUGCAAGGGGUGCAGGAGCAGGGUGGGCGCUGGGACAGCAGCUGCGUGCCAAGGAGCCAGGGGCUGGUCCAGCCUCCAUCAAUGACCCCGGCACUUUGUCGGGGGGAUUUCUUCCCAUUGCAGAUCUCACCUGGGUGAAGGAUCCACUCUCACGGCGUUUGCAAGGGCACAUUCAGCUGCCCAGCCAGAUGUGACCGUCACCCGCCCUGGCAGCCCACAGCACGCACAAGUCCCCAGUUGUGCCCCCCGGCAGCCCAGCCCAGCCCGGGGAACCCUCGGUGCCAGGCGCUGGCACAGGAACAGACAGUGCUGUGGUGGCCGGGAACGAGACGGGCUGGAAAGGAGACGGUGUUUGGCUGCAAGGGGGGGAGGAUCAGGCAGGAGGACCGGGCUGCUCUGCCCUGGCCCUGCUUCACGGCUCCUUCCCCCUGCACAGGUCACACGGGCUGGGGUAUGCUGCUCCUUGCUGUGGGAGAGCCUGGCGGCUUCAAACCGCCGUCUUGGGCUUUGAGGGAUGGGAGCUCUGUGUGCUAAGGGGUGGCCCAGCACCCUUGGGUGAAUGGCUGGGGUGGCUGUCAGGGGUUGUCCCCAUUGCUGCUGUCUGUUCUCUGCUUUUGUCUCUCCUUCUGGGCUGCACUCGGGGUCCCCAGAGCCCCUGCCUGGCUGGUGCUGCAGACAGUCUACUGUCCCAGCUGGCACUGCACACCAGAAGCCCUUGCCCUGGCACUGCAGCCCAUUGUGCCUUCUUGGCUGGCACUGCAACCCCCAGUCCCAACAAAGAGCUGCUCUUGCACCUCCAACAGCCAUGCAGCCCCAUGCCGCACCCUGCACCGCUGCCGUGCAGCCCCGUCCCACACCCCGCCUGUUGACACUAAGGCCCUGAGGCUGCGCCUGCCCUCGGGCACCCCAAAAGCUCCUCCCGGGUGAAGCGGGGCUGCGCCGGGCCUGGUCGGGCCUGCGCCGGGGCUUCGCCUGGGCGUGAAGGGAGCCUGAGAGCAGGAGGGGCCAGGCGAGGCGGCAGGAAUGCGAGUGGGAGAGCGGCCGGGCAAGUAGCGACAGCUCCUGCGAGCGCGGAUCCCACACGCGGAUCGGGCAGGGAGCGGAGCCCGGCACAGGGCCGGCGGCCGGAAUGGGGCAGCCCGUGGCUCAGCCCCUCUGAGAGCCGCAGUGGGAGCGGCGAGUCCCGGGGGCAGCACGGCCACCGUGGGUCCUGGCCCCGGGAGCUCGGCUGGAAUUCCCCCGGCGGGUAAUGCCCGGCUGGGCCGGCGCAGGGUGCUGAGGAUCCCGGGGCCGAGUAGCCGUGAUGACCCCCGAGAAGGUGCUGAGGGAGGGGGUGCUGGAGAAGCGGAGCGGGGGGCUGCUGCAGCUCUGGAAGAAGAAGCGGUGCCUGCUGACGGAGAAGGGGCUGCAGCUCUUCGAGCCCAAGGGCUCACGGCGCAAGGAGCUGAGCUUCGCCCGCAUGAAGGCCGUGGAGUGCGUGGAGUGGAAGGAGAGGCACAUUUACUUCACGGUGGUGAUGGACGACAGCCUCGAGAUCGAUUUCCGCUGCGCCCAAGAGGAUCCGGGCUGGAACGCUGAGAUCACCAUGGGACUCGUGCGCUUCAAGAACCAGCAGGCAAUGCAGGAGUGGUGCAGCUGGAUGCAGCCCCGGUGGGACAGCCCAGGGAAUCGCAGCUUCCCAGGAGUCGGAUGGAGAUGGCUCUCAGCUCAGCAGGCGCUGGGGAGAACGGGAUCCCUGUGGGCAAGUGAGGUCACCGCUGUGCAGCCCUGGGACGAGGACAGUGGCCCCGGGGAGGCCGGUGCUGGCGCUGGCUCCCCCCUUGCUGGGGCAGGACAGAGGCACCGCAAGAGCUGGGCUGGCGCAGCUACCUCCCCUUGGCACAGUGGGGCAGAGGACACUGGCAGGGCCACCACCUGGCACUUCAGACAAGGCAGGAGGUGACAUCCCUGCCUGGGGCCUCACCAGCCUUCCUUCAGCUGACGUGUACAGGACCUUAGUGCACUGGUGGGGACCCCAGGCCUCUCCUGCAGGACAGGGGAUGGAUGAGGCUGUGCCCGAAGAAUCUGUGCCACAGGGAGCUCUGCCUGUGUGACAGUGACACUGGGACAGAUGGAUGUGGCUGGGUCCCAAUUUUAAAAAGAGGCUGGAAAGCUGCUGCUGCAGCAGAGACCCCUCAGCAGGGCACUGAAAUGAUGGUGUAGUGACCCAGCCAUGCUGCUGGACAUUGUCUCACCCUGGGAUGUCCUUGGGCUGUGGGGGAAUGCUGGGGACCCCAAUUCCCUGUACCAAAAGUGUCCCUUAACAGGACUUUCAGCUUCUUA
Molecule: messenger RNA, 6061 nt
Organism: Haemorhous mexicanus (house finch)
Lineage: Eukaryota; Metazoa; Chordata; Aves; Passeriformes; Fringillidae
Gene: PHLDA3
Product: pleckstrin homology like domain family A member 3
Exons: 2
Coding region: 5043-5681 (212 amino acids)
Biological process (GO): positive regulation of apoptotic process; negative regulation of phosphatidylinositol 3-kinase/protein kinase B signal transduction; intrinsic apoptotic signaling pathway in response to DNA damage by p53 class mediator
Cellular component (GO): plasma membrane
Molecular function (GO): phosphatidylinositol phosphate binding
Source: RefSeq, a predicted model, not a curated record